UUCACCAAGCAUUUGGAAAUAUUUUUUUUUUGUUGUUGUUCUCGUUGGCUAGCGGUUGGGUGAUUUGCUUCGCGUGACCAUCACGUGGAGGUAAUUUUUUUUUUUUUUUCUCACUUUGAGAGGAAGAGUAACAUCAUCUGUGUACGCCGCUGCCUUAUGUUAGCAUGGCUUCUUACAUGUUCCACAUAUGGGUAAAAAAAAAAAAAAAAAAAAUUACCUGGACGGGAACGACUGAGGCUACUUGGAAAAAAUGCUGUCGAGAAUUCUUCGGUGGAACAGAAAUUCUGGCUGCAUGUCUUUUGUGCCCAUGAGGGCCCCAGCGAAGAAGAAGAACGUACAGGAGAAGAAAAAGAAGGACUCGGCUGAAGAGAAAGACAAACUGGCCGAAACGAGGUACCUGCCGUACAUCCCGCCCGCCUACGUUGCGGACACGGUCUCCUUCUUCAAGGACAAAAAUAAAGUGGACAAUCUGCUGUCGCUAAUUUUUGGCCCCCAGAAUUCGACGGACUCGCAUGAAGAUAGGGUCGAGUACCAGAAGAGGUUCGAGCUGUACCAAUUUUUGAAGCAGAGGGAGGAAGAAAAAUACGAAAGGCAUUUACUAAAAAUGAAAGAAAAGAUAUUCAAGGCGGUAGAAAAUUUACCCGAGGAAUUAUACGACGAGAGCAUCCAAAGUGGUGAGCCGUUUGACCAUAAAGAAAUUCAGUUUGGACUCAAAUAUGAAAAGGACAUAGUGAAGGGGUUGAGUAGCUACAGGCAGAAGUUGCUGCAUGUGUAUAAGAUUUUGCUUUAUUUGCGGUUCCCUUUUUACUUAAUUAAAAAAAAAAAACCCAUGUUGUUUUAUAUAAGUGAAAGUAAGGCCAUCAGUCGGCAGAAGCAAAUUAAUGCGCAAAGGAAAAAGUUGAAAAAGAAGUAG
Molecule: messenger RNA, 913 nt
Organism: Plasmodium vivax (malaria parasite P. vivax)
Lineage: Eukaryota; Apicomplexa; Aconoidasida; Haemosporida; Plasmodiidae
Exons: 3
Coding region: 251-913 (220 amino acids)
Source: RefSeq, a predicted model, not a curated record